This is a messenger RNA of Paramecium pentaurelia, 1320 nucleotides long. The record is from the annotation of a GenBank genome assembly. NCBI's taxonomy places the organism in Eukaryota, Ciliophora, Oligohymenophorea, Peniculida, Parameciidae.
AUGGAUUUGAAUUCAAAUGUAGAUUUUCCCUCUAACAUUUCAACAGAUGGGUUGAUUCAAUUAAAAAGAGAAUAAGUUAGAAAUUCAUAGAGAAAAGAAGACAUCUAAAAUAAAUUGCUAUAAAAAAGACAACAAUACAUUUAUUAAUAUGAAUAGUUGUAUUUGAAACAAUAGGAACUUAAAAAAGAGGUGUGUUUAUAUUAUAUUUUUAGGAACUUGCCUUAAUAUUCAAUAAAUCAAUUGAAUAAGUUAAUGAUCACUAUUAUUUGAAUGAAGUGACAGAUGCUUUAGAAAUAAUGGUCAAUUUGGAAUCUAAACUUGAAAAUAUUACAGAUAUACCAGAACAAUUCUGUGUUAGUUCAUUUACCAAUGUGUUAAAUUAAUUAGUGGCUCAAUUGUCAGCCAAUAAUUAAUUAGAAUUCUUCCUUUUGACUAUAUCCUUCGAUUCAAUAAAUAUGUCGCUCUUUCCUUAAGAAUAAUCAGUAAUGAGUGAAUACUACUCAAAAACUCUUGAAUUGCUUAAAAAAGAGAAGCAUAGACAUGCAUAACAUUUCCUAAUCAAACUAUAUUAAAAUAAUUCAUUAUGGUUUGAAGCAGUACUUUUUUAAGAAUUCUUUUCAGUCAAUAAGAAACUAUUUGAAUAUCUACUCAAACACAUUGAUAAUUAAAUAGUUUGGGUAAUUCUAUCCUAAUUGAAAAUUGUUCCUUAUGAUAAUUUGAUAUUUUCAACCAUUCUCAAAAAUAUCACUAACAAAAAUGCCUUCCUUCUCUUAAGAAAGACACUAUGUUAAGAGGAAUACUAAAUAAAAUAUAUUCAAGCUAAUAUAUUUUAUUUAUUUACUCAAGUAUUAUAAUAAGCAGAUGAUAAACAAUACUUUUUAAAUGAAGUCAUAGAUUGUAUACUUAGUAUUUGUUGUGUAAGAAUUAUAAUAUAUUUUCUAAGCUUAAAUUUGAAUUAUUUGAGAAAGUAAUUACUUCAGGUUUGGCUCUUGUAAUAUCAGCUUAAUCAAUAAAGGAUUUCACUGUUGAUGUAUAUAAAUUUCUUUAUUUUAGGGAAUCUAAAAUUUAUAAAGAAUUGUAUAUUGGAUGUGUAGCAGUAAGAGUGAAUUGUUAAAUUAAAAUAUUAAAGAAGGCAUAUGGUUUUAGAAUAUUUUCUUAAUCUUAUUACAAUAAUAAUUGAAUCAUGUAGUCUAAAUUAAUACUUUGGAUAUAUUAAAAUAAUAGUUUAAAUCUGAUUUAGGUUGUCAUUUCAAAGAGUUUUUCAGAACUACAUAUUAAGUACCAGAUAACAUUUAGACAUUGAUCGAAAGAUACUUAUGA